Laccaria bicolor S238N-H82 is the source of this 5394-nucleotide messenger RNA. RefSeq lists its product as uncharacterized. Lineage: Eukaryota; Fungi; Basidiomycota; Agaricomycetes; Agaricales; Hydnangiaceae. The transcript is spliced from 10 exons. Gene Ontology annotation, molecular function: protein binding. Bases 1 to 5394 code for a protein of 1797 amino acids. The record is from RefSeq and is a predicted model, not a curated record.
AUGAAUACUAGUGAAUUGAAUCCCGGAGCAGACAGACGUCUGCAAGCUCUUGGCGGGGGCGGCAGUCUUCAUACACUCGAAGCCGUGGUCACAUCUGAUGAUGUCUUUCCGCCUUUGAGGUUGGCUGUCGUCAAGGCCUUGGGUAUUGUUGAGAUCAUUAGGAAAUUCUACUCCAACAAGAGAGCCUGGAUUGCUUUUUCAGAUACCCUUAUCAGGAAGGUUGAGGAGAUCAUUCAGUAUACCUGUCAAUUUCGCAAGGAUCAGGUUCCAUCUGCUUUGCAGUCUUGGCUUGAGGAUUUGAAAGGAACUUUGGACCAUCUCAAAGAAAGCAUUUCAGAUAUUCACCAGCAGAGUUUAAAGAGAUUUCCCAGCUUUACACAAGAUCAAGAACAUAUUGAGGAGUUUGAGGAAAAAGUGAAUGACAUCAUGAGCUCUUUCCAUGUUCUUCUUUGGUAUGAGGAAAACUUCCAAAUUGACAGUACAACAACUGUUGAACAACUCAAGACCAUGGAGGCCAAUCAAGAUGAUACUGCAGCUCAAGUAACUGUCUUUGGUGGAGCACAAGAUAUUCAGAUGGAUCAUAGUGCAACUAUUGCUGGACAAGUUGUCCACUACAACAAUAUUGAGGAACUUCAUGAAAAAAUUAAGGCCAGGAUGGAGGAAUCUAAGGAAAAUAAAUGGUUGCAAGAGCUGAAGGCCCCAUUACAUAGCAAACCAUCAGAGAAAUGCAUGGCGGGAACUCGAGUGGCUGUGCUCACAGACAUUGAAGCAUGGGUGAAUGAUCUGAGUAUGCCAAACAUUCUCUGGCUUUCUGGCAGUCCUGGCUGUGGGAAGACAACCAUUGCUUCAACUGUUGUGGCUGGCUUUACAUAUGUCUCUGCGCAAUUCUUCUUCCACUAUGAUCAUGCUGAGCUUCGGAACCCAGAUAAUCUAUGGAGAUGCCUUGCUUUAGAUCUUGCUCAGGGAAACAUGACAUUGAAAACAUCUAUAGCCCAAGCACUAGCAGCACAGAAAGCUAACAUCAGAGGCCUUGAUAUUCCCAAGCAAUUUGAGCAUCUCAUUGUCAAGCCACUUCAGGAGGUGUGUCAAAGCUCUGUGAAGCCAUUUCUUGUUGUUGUUGAUGCUCUGGAUGAAUGUGAUUCAUAUGAGAAACUCUUACCUUCACUAAAAUCCUGGUCUCAACUCUCCAAGUCUCUAAAGCUUCUAGUUACAAGUCGUCACUAUCCUGAUAUUCAGAAUGCACUGGAACCUGUUAGUUAUCAUAUAAAUCUUCAUGCUGGAGGUGAAGUUUCUGAUUGGACUGCUAAUGAUCUUUGGAAAUACUUUACAACACGAUUUCUUGAUGAAACAAAGUUAGACACCUCAGCUCUAUAUCUGAAGUGGCCUGGUCUAGAAAAAAUUUCAUUUCUUGUACAAAAAGCUACUGGGCUAUUCAUUUGGGCUAAAUCUGCAAUGGACUUCAUUUUCUAUAAAGCUGGUGACAUUCAAGAGAGGCUGGAAGUUAUAUGUUCUAAUUCUGGAGAAGGGGCUGAUGCCAUUGAUUUCUUGUAUCAUCAUAUCACUUCAGCUGCUUUUCAGGGUCUAAGAGUAACAGAGAAAAAUUACUUGUCAUCUGUUUUGGGCUCAAUUGUCAUUGCAAGAAAUCCUCUUCGUUGCAGUGAUCUUGAACAGCUUCUGGGUAUUCAAGAUGCAUUGUCAAUGAUCAGUCGACUAAGUUCAGUCUUGUCUAUCAGUGAAACUGGCUAUGUGCAGAUCUGUCAUCAGUCAUUUACAGAUUUUUUGCUUGAUAUAAAGCGCUCAAAGGGUUUUUGGAUUGAUUCUCAGAAGCACAGUCUCUGUCUUGCUGGGUCUUGUAUGAAAUUUAUGAAUACAAAGCUCAAGUUCAACUUUUUUGAUCUAAAAACAUCACAUAUCUUAAAUAAAGAUAUUCCAAACCUAAGGGAUCACAUCAAGAAUGUGAAAUCCUCUGCUCUAGACCAUGCAAGCUACUUCUGGGCAAUCUAUCUGCAAAAGUCUUCUGAUGAGAUAUUAGAAAUGGAGACAAUGGUUCAGAUGGAGAUUUUUUUAAUGAACCAUCUUUUACAUUGGCUAGAAAUAAUGAGCCUAAUGGGUGCUGUAAAUCAUGCUGCUCAGUUACUGCUCUUGGCUGAAAAUUGGUGCAGAGUAUUGAAACCUAGUAUGUCAGAGUUUGCCAAAGAUGCACACCAAUUUACAGUGACAUUCUUUGAGCCAAUAUCUGAUGCAGUGCCACACAUUUACAUUUCAGCACUGCCAUUUGCACCACAGAGUUCUAAAAUAUCUCUGCAUUUCAUGAUAUAUUUUGCAAAGACUUUGAAAAUUCAAAUUGGUCAGAAAAUGUACUGGUCAGACAGCUGUUUUCUGAGAGUACCAGGUCAUGGUAAGGUAGAUCAUAUACGAGGCCAUGGUGAUGGGAUAAACUCAGUUGCAUUUUCUCCUAAUUGCAAACACAUUGUCUCUGGGUCUUAUGAUGCAACACUCAAAAUUUGGGAUGCUCUGACAGGUCUAAGUGUUGUGGGUCCACUUAGAGGUCAUGAUGAAGGGGUUACAUCAGUUGCAUUCUCUCCUGAUAGCAGGCACAUUGCUUCUGGGUCUCAGGAUUGUACAGUCAGAGUCUGGGAUGCUGUAACAGGUCAGAGUAUCAUGGAUCCCAUCAAAGGUCAUGGUUUUGGAGUGACAUCAGUUGCAUUUUCUCCUAAUGGUAGAUACAUUACCUCUGGAUCUUAUGAUGAGACAGUCAGAGUCUGGGAUGCAUGGACAGGGCAGAGUGUUAUGGAUCCUCUCGAAGGUCAUAGUGCUUGGGUUUCUUCAGUUGCAUAUUCUCCUGAUGGCAGAUUCAUCAUUUCUGGGUCUGGAGACAGGACAAUCAGAGGAUGGUAUGUUCUGACAGGUCAAAUGAUAAUGCAUCCUCUUAUAGGUCAUCAGUGCAAUGUUUUGUCUGUUGCCUUUUCUCCUGAUCAAAAGUACAUUGUGUCUGGAUCUUCAGAUAAAACUGUCAGAGUGUGGGAUUUCCAGACAGGUCAAAGUGUGAUGGAUUCUCUCACAGGGCAUAGUGAUUGUGUAUAUUCAGUUGCAUUCUCUCCUGAUGCAAGAUACAUUGUUUCUAGUUCUUUUGAUGAAACAAUUAGACUCUGGGAUGCUCUGACAGGUCAUAGUGUGGGAGAUUCAUUUAUCGGCCAUCAUGAUGCUGUUCUAUCAGUUGUAUUUUCACCUGAUGGUAGAUAUAUUGCUUCUGGAUCUGCAGACAAUACUAUUAGACUCUGGGAUGCUUGUACAGAUCUUAAUCCCUUAACUUCUUCAGUUGUGUUGCCAUCCACACUUUUGCUGUCUGAAGUUGGAUAUAACAUUGAAGAAACUAGUACCCAUCACUGUGUAUCUCACAAUUUCAAGAGUAAACUUAAUGUUUUCUAUCCUGGUGAUUGGCCUGGAAAUUGGAUGAUGGGAGAAGAUUCCAAGUCAUAUCUCUUCUGGGUACCACCCAGCAGUAGAUGUGGUCUAUUCUUUCCAAGGACAAUCAAUGUGCUGAAUACUACCCCAACCAUACUGGAUUUUAGUAACUUUGUCCAUGGUACAAAUUGGAGUCAAUGUCUUGACCCAAAGCACUCUGAGGCCUUUUGGGUUGAUACACAGAAGCACACAAUUCAUGCCAUGAGAAAUCUUGCAAAAACAUCUGGAAGCCUGGGAAAAUAUGAAGAAGCAGAGAAGCUGGAGCUUCAAGUGCUAGAUGCUGGAAAGGAAGUAUUUGAAACAGAACACCCACACAUGACUGGAGCUGUAACAAACCCUGCACCAAACAGCAGGCAACUUGUACUUGUAGCUAAAACUGCUUUGCAGCAUCUUCAACAAUGUGAAACUAAAAUCAAAGCUGCUUUGUCACACUCAGGGAUUUCUGAAAUGGACUACAUACUUCUUGCUGGAUUUAAUGAAUCUAUCAUCCACUCUGGUAUUGGAUAUCUAGAAGAAAUCCAUGUAAUCUUGAAGGGUGAAUUCCCCUUUAAUGGUGCCCUCUUGUCUUCUCUUGGUAGAAUUUUUUCACCAUUUCCUGGAAUGAUCUUCACAAGUUGCCCACCUUACUGCUUUAAAACACCAGUAUUUAAUAGUGAAGGAAAGGCCCAGGAAUGGGAUGAAGUUGUCUUUACACAAGCUCACACACAUACAACUCCUCAAAUGGGACAUUCAAUGAAGGAAAUUGAACUGAUGUCAGCCAAGAUUUACCCCAAUGAAGGGAAAGUUCUAGCUGGCUCUGGAAGUGGAGGUGGAGGUGAUGGAAAUGAAGAGAGGCAAGGGGAAAAUACACCUCAAGGCAGAGGGACUUAUAAUGAUCCUCAGAGAGGUGGUGAGAAAGAAUCUGAAGGAGAUGAUAAUGACUCUGAGGGGGAUGACCCAGAUAAUCCAAACUCAGGGGGUAGCUCUGGUGCUGACUUUCCUGAAAUUUCCUUCAACAUUCAAACUGAGAUUUAUCCCUAUGCUCCACCAGUGCCUGCUUCACAGCCUUCUUCAUCCAGACCUUCCAAGUUCUUCCAAUUACUACAGCUUGAAGGAAGCAUUACUGUUCAAACAAAACCUCCACAGCUGAAACCAAGGCAUCUAGCAAGCUCUUGUAUUCAGUUCAAAAAAAUUAAGCUCCAAGGCAAAUCAAAGGUGGAUUCUGAUUAUUACCACCUUGCUCACUUGAGGGCAAAAAUAAACACAAGAGAGAAAUUCACUACAUUUGAUAACAUCAAACCAGCCUCCACACGAGCAGUUGAUCCUGAGAGCAAAGUGCUUGAAGGGAAUAAACAAGCAUAUGCUGGUACUCUUGGGUCCACAUUUGGAAUGAGUAAUCUCAAGCCCUCUGGCUCAAUUUCAAUUUCUGGAACCAUAGCAAAGGAAUCAUCAUCAACAAAAGAACUUAAAGUCUAUAAUUCAAGGAUCAUACAGACAGAUUGUAAUGGAGCUAUCUAUUGGGAGUUUGUUGUUGAUGACCCCUACCAGCAACAGCAGGGAUUAGACCUGCAAGAAUUGGGUACCCUUCCAUCUGUGUCUUGUACAUUUAUGGGAAGUUCAGAUUAUGAGCCACCUCCCCCAGCACCUGACUUAUUUUGUGUUGAGGUCAUGUCCUGCUGGUCAUGGAUUCCAUUAAAAAGCAACUCCUCCCCUUUGUUGCCAUCUUGGCUAGUCCUUGGAAGUUCAAAAAUGAAUCCACCCACUCCUUAUUCAAAUCUCUGCCAGGUUAUGGAGCUGGAUUUACCCUCACAAUUACCAGAGAGUUCUUACUACAAAGCUGUUGCAAAGGCAACACCCUCCAGCUCAACAUUCUUUGAUGUUGAGCGUCCAUCUCGAUACAAGUUUAGUCCCCAUAUGAACUUCUUCCACUCACAAGAAGAUGCAACAUAG